AUGACUCUUUCCAGUGAAUUUGAAGCUUCUCAACACUCUGCUUUGCCACUUGAUGAGGAUGAGAUUGACAUAGUAGGCGAGGAUGAGCCUACCCAUGGGCGUUUAUACCAAAAUGGGUGCGCUACGGACCCCGGCUCCUCGGCAGAAUCUGGUGCUGAGUUUGACUCCUCAGAGCCAGACUCCUCGGGGGAAAGCGAGAACAGUUUCUGCGCAGACGCACCGCCGUCCAGGAAAGCGCAGAACAGUUCCGUUAAGCCUCCCUACUCCUACAUUGCCCUGAUCACCAUGGCCAUCCUGCAGAGUCCGAUGAAGAAGCUGACGCUGAGUGGCAUCUGUGAUUUCAUCAGCAACAAGUUUCCCUACUACAGAGACAAGUUCCCCGCUUGGCAGAACUCCAUCAGGCACAACCUCUCCCUCAACGACUGUUUCAUUAAGAUCCCGAGGGAGCCUGGGAACCCGGGAAAAGGUAACUACUGGUCUCUGGACCCUGCCUCAGAGGACAUGUUCGACAACGGCAGCUUCCUUCGCCGAAGGAAGCGGUUCAAGAGAAACCACCCAGAGCUUGGCAAAGACGGACUUAUGUUUUAUUCCAACUUGAACUGCUACCGGCCGUACGGGCAGCCAUACUGCGUGCAGGGCCAGGUGAGCCCCCCGCCCGCCGCUCCUAUCCCGUACAUGCCCCUGCAGGAGGGCAUCAUGAUGCCCCCUUCUCCCUAUCACCUUCUACCACAAACUCUGAACAGUCACGGGAAGUGCAGUGGGCCAAAAGACUUCAGAGCGCAGCUGUGCUCAACAGAAACCGCCCAGUCAAAGCCUGGCCCGCAGAGAAAGUGCUCCUUCAGCAUUGACAGCAUCAUGAGCAAACCCUCGCCCACCAGUCUCCCGACCCCAAACCCACAGCAGAGACGCCACAGCGCUCUUGGGUACGCUCAUCUCAUGUCGGGCCCUGCUGCCUGUUUGGUUCCGAGGCUCCUGCCGGCUCCCAGGACUCCAUUCUGCCCCCCUACCAUGCUGAGCACUGCUUCUUUAAUAAAUGAGCACCUCAGACUGUCCUACCCUCACUGCUGA
This is a messenger RNA of Morone saxatilis (striped sea-bass), 1068 nucleotides long. It is a transcript of the gene foxd5, whose product is annotated as forkhead box D5. The transcript has a single exon. Lineage: Eukaryota; Metazoa; Chordata; Actinopteri; Moronidae. The record is from RefSeq and is a predicted model, not a curated record. Gene Ontology annotation, biological process: anatomical structure morphogenesis; cell differentiation; regulation of transcription by RNA polymerase II. Gene Ontology annotation, molecular function: DNA-binding transcription factor activity, RNA polymerase II-specific; RNA polymerase II cis-regulatory region sequence-specific DNA binding. The coding region runs from base 1 to 1068 and encodes 355 amino acids.